Molecule: messenger RNA, 872 nt
Organism: Achroia grisella
Lineage: Eukaryota; Metazoa; Arthropoda; Insecta; Lepidoptera; Pyralidae
Gene: MED31
Product: mediator of RNA polymerase II transcription subunit 31
Exons: 4
Coding region: 104-526 (140 amino acids)
Biological process (GO): regulation of transcription by RNA polymerase II
Cellular component (GO): mediator complex; core mediator complex
Molecular function (GO): transcription coregulator activity
Source: RefSeq, a predicted model, not a curated record
AAAUUAAUUUGUAGUUGUAUAAUGGCGUUAUAGAUUGGUAUUUUUAAGUUAUUUCCUAAAUAGAACACAUUGUAAUCCAAGAGCUUCUAGUGUUCUAUUCAAGAUGAUGGCAGGUAAAGUAAUGCCGGAAAAUGAGGAUCAAAACAGAAUAAGAUUUCAAGUGGAGCUAGAGUUUGUUCAAUGUUUGGCCAAUCCUAAUUACAUACAUUUUCUCGCACAACGGGGCUAUCUAAAGGAGCAGAACUUUGUGAACUAUCUACGCUACUUACAGUACUGGCGAGAACCAGAGUAUGCACGGUAUCUCAAGUAUCCUAUGUGUUUGCAUUUUUUGGAAUUACUACAGCAUGAAGCAUUCAGAAGGGAAUGUGUCUCAGCACAGGUAUGCAAGUUUAUGGAUGACCAGGCGAUACUGUUGUGGCAGCAUUAUACUCGGCGACGCACGCGCACCCUGCAGCCGCCAGACGCACCCGCGCCCCCCGCGCCUCCCGCGCCACCCCUACAACUCCCAUCGCGACACCAAUCAUAAUGUACUAUAGAUAACCACUUAAUAUUGUACACAUUAUAUAAACGAGAUACUUGCAAUUGGUGAUUACCAUUGCAAGUAUCUCGUACACAUUUUAAUACACGAAGCGAAAACUUGGUGAAUUUUUAGUCAAAUAUGACUGAUUUAUUGUUAAAUCGGUGGUCAGUCUGUCGUUUCCCAAAUUCUAGCCCUUUCAAGUUCACGGAUAAUUACAGAUCAGAAAAUUGCAGUCCUAAUGUUUGUAUUAUUCGUGGUAAAUAACGAUUUACAAUUAUAAAAUAAUACAUAAAUUUCUUACUGAAUUAAUUUUAAAUUAGAACAGACAACAAAUGUAACUUUCCAAAUUGCU